Messenger RNA from Blepharisma stoltei, 1581 nucleotides. Lineage: Eukaryota; Ciliophora; Heterotrichea; Heterotrichida; Blepharismidae. The record is from the annotation of a GenBank genome assembly.
AUGAGUAGUUAUGAUAUUGAAGGAACUAUUGAGCUCUUAAGAAGUGCAAGUAAAUCUGCAAUUUCUCCAAUGAAAACAUGAUCUAAAAAUAGGCUAUAUCCAGAUCAUGUAUAUUGCAAAUAAAUAAUAUACAAAUUUUUUAAUUGUAUCAGAUACUAUUUUUUAUAGUAAGUUUAUUAUGGUACCAAAAUAUAUUAGUCUUGUCUAUAGAAGAAGUAUACCAUCAAUAUAGCUCAUGAGCCCUUAUAGAUCGACAUCAUUGAAAAUGUAACUACUCUAAUGGACUUCACAUCUUGCGAAUCAGACCAGACCCGUAAUAUUAAGGGAAUUAUUCAGAUUAUAGUAAAAUGUCCCUAGCUUUAAACUAGUUGGAUAUAGUUUCUAUUUAUAUUUUUAAUGCUUUUGAAAAUAUUUCUAAUUAUUAACAUGAAGCUCGACGAAAUAAAGCCAAGGCAUAUUUUACAUUUAAAUGGGUUCUUCUUUUUUAUCGGGAAAAUGGCUUAUAUAAAAAUAAAUUUAAAUUAAGAUACCCUUAGACUGAAAACUAUAAGUAUCUUAUCUUUUUCCUAUUUUCAAUAGAAUAGUUCGAAAAAGUAAAAAAGAUUAAAUUAUAAGUGCAUAAUCACAAUAAAAAGGUAAUUCUCUAACAGACUAUAAUAUUUAUUUUAUGUAAAUGCUAUAGAAUUAUUUUUUUAGUAAAAAUUUAAAUACUUACUCCCCCCCCCCCCUCCGUGAGCGAACAAAAAAAUUUUGUUCGCUCACGGAGGGGGGUUAAUUUUUUUUUUAAAAAAAAAUUUAUAUAUAAAAAAUUUUUUUCGAAAUUUAAAAAAUCCUAAUUUGCAAAAAUUGGGAAGCAAAUAUUAAUUUAAUUUGCAAAAUUUAUGUUUUAAAACGCAAUUUGUUUAAAAUUAAACAGAAUUAGCUCUAGAUUUCAUUAUACUAAUUAUCACUUAUAUAUCAAAAUUUUUUUCCAUUAAAAUUUUUUCUAUUAAAAAAAUUUUUGUUCACUCACGGAGGGUGGGUUUUUGGUCAAAAAAUGGCGAUUUUUCUAAUGGUUUUGUUCGCUCACGGAGGGGGGGGGGGAGUUAAAAUAUAAAGUUCAAGAUAGGACUGCAUAAGGUGAUAUAAGAAACAACAAAAUCAAAACGUACGCUUGUCCAGAAAGCGGAAAUUAAAGUUAAUAACAAUUGUUAUUAUUUUAAGAACUAUACUGAUUGCCCGAUGAUGGUGGUCAAUGCGCCAUCAAUAGUUAUGCCCCAAGAUAAAAUAAAUUUUACAACCCGAGCGCGAUCUGUGGCUCGUCUUGGUACAAGACAAAGAACAAUAAUCUCAGACCAUGAAAAAUCAUCUCUUUCUAAAACUCAUCGGCUUAUCAGGAAUAAAUCAAAAGAAGGACGCAUAGAUCUAACAAAAGUAUCCCCUAUUAAGCUCAGACAUGUCAUAAAUGCCCUUGCAAACAAAACAGCAGGCAUAGCAAUAAUAAAAUCAAAAGAAAAAAGCCGUUUUCUUGACUCUUCAAAAUGGACUGGUGGCUCAACAAUCUUAUCAAAGAGAUAUUCCUCGACAAGACUGACUUUCUAA